Messenger RNA from Prinia subflava (tawny-flanked prinia), 6604 nucleotides. RefSeq names its product cAMP-dependent protein kinase inhibitor beta (gene PKIB). Gene Ontology annotation, molecular function: cAMP-dependent protein kinase inhibitor activity. The record is from RefSeq and is a predicted model, not a curated record. The coding region runs from base 2254 to 2487 and encodes 77 amino acids. Gene Ontology annotation, biological process: negative regulation of cAMP-dependent protein kinase activity. NCBI's taxonomy places the organism in Eukaryota, Metazoa, Chordata, Aves, Passeriformes, Cisticolidae. The transcript has 3 exons. Gene Ontology annotation, cellular component: nucleus; cytoplasm.
CUUUAGUUAAAGAGCUGUGCUUGUUUCCUUACUGUCUUGAACAGACUAAGCAAACAGAGAAGUUCCCCUUUAUUUAAAUGUUCAUAGCCUUGCUUGCCAGUGUUCUCCUGCUGCUGGGUUUUACACACUGUGGGGGGUCAUCUUUGUCUUUCUAGGCUCUCAUUUGAAAUGCUAGAGCUAGCUUGUUGCUUGGUAUACUAUUUGGUUAGAUAAAAAGCCCAAAAACACUCCAUAUUAUAUGUUAAAGUUAUGUGCUUUGGCUGCAACUAUCAGUGUUUUAGGGAGUUUCCUGCUGAGAAGUACAGAAAUUAGUUCAGUUUCUCUGUGGGUGCAUCAUUUCCUCCUUCAGAGGGGAAGAGGGAUUCAUUGGGGGAAACCAUUUAUUUGGCCUUCAAAAUGCAGACUGUCAGCUCAGCCCUGCAGAGACAUCCGUAUCAGAGCCAGGUUUCUGGAGCUGUUUGUGACCAUGAGUAGUCUGAGACGGAGUACUGGACACAAAGAGCUCUGAACUGAGCAAAAAUAGCUGGUUUUGCUUGUCCUUGGCCUUCACACAGUCAUCACAAAUGUGAAGGUCUCUAUGAUUGAGGGAGGAGUGCUGAAACUUCUCAGGCAGGGGCAAAUCCUUCUCUUACUUUUUUCCCUCUAUUAGCAUACAUGAGCAAGGAUUUUGUGGAGGGAUAUCUGCAGAUUUCUUUUUCUGAUAGUGCUCUCCUAAACCUCCGUUUCACUGAACAAAGCUGUAGUGGUUUGGUUGAUAUUGUAAGGAACAGAAUGUGACCCAUGGGUUUAAAAUGAGACCAGCAUACAGGUUCUGUUCAGUUUGUGCCUGUUCAUCUGCAAUCAAGAAAAUGCAGAAUUAUUUCUGUGCUUUUUUUAAAGAAAAACACAAGUUAUAAAUAAACCUUUCCGCUGCUGAUUUUAAAGUGAGACAUAAAGAUGUAGCAGAGAAGACCAGAGAAAAAUGUUAUCACUAAGCCUGUAAUCUUGGGUAGCUCUUCAAGAACAAGAGGUCAUCUGCAGAAAGAGUCUCUUAAAAUCUCCCUGUCUGCAGUUUUCCAUCCAGAUUCAUGCAAGACUCUAGAAAGGAGAUGUAGGUUCUACUUAUCUCCAGUGCUGAGUGAAGUUUAGAAAAGAGAAUCCACCAUCUCUAAGGAUAUGCACUCAUUGGGAGAACAUGACCUUCUUAUUUUUGACCUUUUGAAUAUAUAGGUCUUAACGCAGAACUAAAUCCCAGUAGAUAAACCAAGGAGUAAAGAUUUUGAGUACUACAACAUCAGCAUAAUUCUGAGAAUAUUGUCAGUAUCACUUCCAGGCUUUCUUUUAAAAUGUUCAACUCAUAGUUCCACAAAAAAAAAAAAAAAAAAAUCAAAAAAGAAACUCUCCUAUGGAAUUUCCAUUAAGCAAUGCACUUAGGUCUGUGUGUUUCUGGCAAAGGCACAUCUUUGCAGAACAUGUCCUCUAAAAUGGUUUUGAUAUUUGUUUCAAUCUAUCCAGAGAAAGAAGUAUCAGUUUGCAGAAAGAUUCACUCAGUGAUAAUGCCUAUCUGGUUUUUGCCUUUUCUCUCUGUCUAUGCUUUAUAAGACAAAAUGGGGGAAAAAAAAAAGAAAAAGAAAAGGAAAAAAAAAUUUAAAAAAAGACUUCUGAGGAAUUUCCAUGUAAAAUGAAAACAUAAAAGAAGACUGAUUAAUUUACACUGUCAAUUGUCAGGCUGUAAUAUGAUUAUGCUGACAAAACUAAAAAAGGAAAGGUUCAGAGCUCAUAGGCUUUUUAGGAGAGGUCGUUAUCUUAGCAGAUGGGAAAAAUUUGUUUCUGAGCAUUCUGCACUUCCUAAAUUCACACAACACACAGGUAGGUAAACACUGACUGAAUGCUGUGGAGGCUGCAAAACCUUAAGAGCAGCUUGCCAGGGGGCUGUUAUUUCCAGUGAAACAUAAAAUAUGAAGGCUACAAAAUGUCAGUGCUGAGCAAUAAUCCUUAAGCAAAGGGAAAUGGGUACUUUCAGGCUACUCAUCCCCCUGCAUCAGAGUGCCUUCAGCAAGGGAUUGGAAUGGCAGGUGUGAGUAACUCCAAAUGGCACAUGUAACUCCCCCUCUGCAGGCUGCGCUGCUCAUUCUUCUGCCUUUCUGCAGGGAGAUUCACCUGUGGUGCUGCCUGGGAAAGAGCCUCUGCAGGGAUGGUGGAGACUUUUGCCAUGGUCCUUCUGUGGGACACGGUGGGAGAGGCUGGAUGUUGCUAUGAGGAAAGGAGUCAGCAAUGACUGAUGUGGAGCCUGUGGUCACAGAUUUUGCCGCAUCAGGACGGGCAGGCCGCCGAAACGCCUUACCAGAUAUCCUGGGCUCUCCUGCUGGUGCUGGGACUUCAGACCUGCCACACAAACUGGCUGAGCUCUCUGUUUCAGAAGAUGCAGGAGCAGAGAGUGGAGAAGUGUCAUCAUCCAAAGCCUUGCUGGAAAGUCAAGAGGCGGAAGGAAAAUGCAGUGAUUCCUAACGCCUGAGGACUUUUGGAUUCAUGAAUCCCAUGAACAGACUUCCCAGUUUCCCUGUGUCGCCCCUUCUGAAGUGUGGUAGCAACUUUAGCAGCACAGAUAUGACUUUGCAACACACUUGUACCUAGGUGAUUAUGUGGAUUGCAUACAGUUCUUUCUACUGUCAUCCUUCAAAAGCAAUGUUCUGCAUAUCCAAACAGGAAAAGAACUAAAGAAUGUAUCUCUUGUUUUCAGUUUUCUCUCUUGUUUUGUUAUAGUAUCUGUCCUAACUAAUCUUCUUUGACAGCUCUAAUUAAUAUACCUACCAGGAAUUAAUCAUUGUUUCAAAAAAAAUCCUGUUUCUUAAUUUCCCAAACCAGCUUAUUUUUCUCUGACACAGAGGUGUGUUUACUCCCCACAAGGUGAUGUUAAGUAUAUAUUAGAUUACAGACAUUAUCUGUAAUUUAUCUCCCAAGAUUUUUGUUCUCAUUAGACAUAUAUAGAUGGGUGUGAGAAAAAAAUAAUUACAUAAAAUAAAACUUUCUCUUACUCGGGUCACCAGAAGGUUUUAUAAACUACUUAAACAUCAGUGUUUGUUUUGAGACUCUCCUUAUCUCUCUUUAAUUAUGGCAGAUCAUCUCAGUUCUCCCGCUCUUUGCAGUCUCGCCACUUUGGCCAUUUGUUUUCAUGCUGAAUAUUGUAGCUGUUCAUGUGUAUCUCAAGUAAAGUAGGUAGGUUUGUAUAUGAUGAAAAUUGUUUAAUCUCACUGUGGAAAUUAAAUAUCUAUCAUAUUUUCUGUCUUCAGUUGAUUUCUUAAUGUUUCUCCUGUAGAACAAUAUUUCAAGCCAAAUGAGACAUAUUUCUUUUAUUUCAUCUAGAUUUUGCUUUGUUGUUUGCCGACAGUGAAUAUAUUUCAAUCAUUGUGACUUUUACAAAGAUUUUAGGCAAAGUUUUUUCUUUACUGAAAGGACUUGUUUUGUUUUGGAGAUCAUGCUCUUGAAAAUACUUGUCAUUCAUUCCCUUAUUGUAGGAGGCUUAAGAUUCAGGUACAGAUAUGAACCUUCAUGAUUCCUUGGGUAGCAGCCACUUAUGUACAUCAUGAAAACAAAGGAAGCAUCUCUGACGGGUACAUCCCACAUGUGACUGGUAUUCCAUCUAUGAAAUAUUUGUGCAAUCUAAACCUGGCAAAGAGCUUGUAAGAGCUCAAGAGAGCUUAUAAGGCACUACUUUCAUUCCUGCUGUGCAUUUACUCAUACCCUGGCUUUUGGGGACUAUUCAAUAAAGGAUCCAGUUUAAUUCAACUGAACUGAUAAUUGGUUCCCUCCUCUUAAAUCUGUUUUGAUUUAAUAAAUGCAAGAUCCCAAUUUUUUUUUCAGAUUUGGAAAUGUAAAAUAAUUCACUCCACUGGAUCUAAACACUUGGCUUAAGAAAGUCUGAAAGGCUGAACUAGUUGACACUGGAGGACCAGAGCUGAAAACCACAGUGGAGAGGGACUAGGAGGUAACUAUUUGUGGUACACACUCUUGUUCUGAGUUGUAGUCCCACUCUCCUAUACCAGCCUCCUUUAUGGCAUCACAGUACAUCAGACUGGUAAAUUAGAAGAAACUGUGGUGAUCCCAUCAAAAUCAAGUAUAUAAGUAUUACUGAAAUACAAGUGCUUAUAUGCUUUGCUCUUCUGGGUCAUGGCCUAUAUCGAAUUCUGUGCUUCUUUCACAGUUGCAGCACUGGAUAUAUUUAAUUUCUUCUCUGAUACAAUACAGACAUUGAAAUUUGGGUUACAGGGAUAGAUACUUUGUUAGUCUAAGCUAGUUUGAAAUUUUUUGCUAUUAACACACCAAUUACGAACCAGCUGAAUUCAGCAAAUUAUUCAUGUGCUAAAUUCUAUGUAAAAAAACCCCAAUCUAUAACUGAAUACAUAAAUGGCAUUAACUGCUCACAAAUGUAGAGUUUACAACUAGUCAAGAAUGCUCAACACCCUGGGGAAUUAUUGUAAGCACUCAGGUGUUUAGUUUGUACUUGAGUUUAUGAACCUGUCGAUGAAAAUAUGUUGCGUAGAAACAAGAAUUUUAACAGCAAACAUGAAAAAACACAGCAGUAAAAAUUAAGAUUUAAAAUGCAAUAUAAUUAAAAGCAGGAUGAACAUUUUUAAAAGGUCUGUAAUACAUUGUAUGUUUAUUAUCUAGUUGCAAAUUAACUAAGUUACAAUCACAGAAAUUCUUCUUUGCCAUGUGCAUGUAUGGUUUGUGUCUAAACAAGUAUUAGUCUAGAUUGCAUGAGAGAUUUCUUUUAUAGUUAGUUGUAGCAGUAGGAAUAGGUAGUUAUGCCUGGAUUUUACCAAAUUUCUCAGUUGUGAGCCAAAUGCAUAUUUCUGACCAGUAUAAACUGACUCACAAACUGACUGACGUGGGAGACAUUGUACCAUUUAAACUUUGGUCUUUGGAGCAGAGUUUAUUUGUUGUGCAUGAUUCUUCACUCAGGCAGAAGGGAACUCACCCCUUUAGGCCUGUCUGGGGGGCUUUAUGCCAUGCUGUCUAAUACUCUGGGGCUUGGGGAAGCUUUGGUUCAUUUUCUUGUUAGUGUGCUGAAGACAGAUAAUAGUCCUACUAAACUUUCAGCUGAGUCUGCAAAGAGCAAAUGAGGUGCUUCUGAAUAUGUUUGUCAUUGAGCCAGUGUAUCCAGUUUCAACCAUUAUCCAGGCUGUACCAUCCUCCCUUAGUUCAACUAAUGAGUAAUUGAUAACAGUGCAUUCUCUUGGUUCACAUGGCCACAGUGUUAUGGCCCUAAAUCAGCAGGGUAUUUUAGAACAUGCUUAAGUUUAAAUGCAGAAGGGUUUCACAGGACUCAAUAGAACUACUUAGGUGCCUAAAAUUAUGUACAUACUUCAUUUCCUUGAUAAAUGACAGCAGCAAUCUUCUAUUAGGGCUAAUCUGGUAUUAUAAUGCAUUAAUCCCAAUUUCCAUUCCAGCAAGUUUGGUACAGGUAAUAGCAUCUUUUUCAUCAUCUUACAGCACUAUCCUGGGCUUUCAUAAAGCAAAGAAUUUCAUGUUAGUACCGAUCAAAAAUGGUAACUUUGUUGUCUCCAUAUCUUAGAACAUGAAGCAAUUAUCCAUUCUUAGCCAUUCAGCAUGCUAAAAAAAUGGCAGGAAGUAUCCUUGUAAUUUUAUUGUGCAUCUAUAAAACAAUUGUGGUUAUUUUGAAUAUAUAGAAAAUUCUCCUUAAUGUUUCCCAGACGUCAUUAAGAAAUUGUAACUGCACUUGACUACUUAAAAAUUACAGGAGAGCAGUGGCUAUAAGAGGCUUAAACUGCACUUUCCUACUACUACCACUUUACCUACUACCAUUAAUAGGCUAAAUAUCCUUUAUGUAUCACACACAUAAAGAGGAAUACUUCAAGGUUUAGCAAAUUAGUAUUAGUUCAUAUUCCUCUCUUCUGUCUGCUAGUGCUCUAUAUGUGCUAAAGCCCAUGAAAUUGAACAAAGACUUCUCCAUGGCUUUCUCCAUGUGUGUUCAGGGAGCCUAAGCCCCAGAUGGUGGCGAGUGUGGGUUCCCCUGGUCCAGACAGCUCAGACCAGUGGGGCUGAGCCCACCGGGGUCCCAGGGCACUUGCUCUGAAGUAGAAAUCGCAAAAGGCUUAAACUGUCCUGCCAUCUAGUGGGAUCCUGAGCUUACCAGGUAGGCUGUGCAAGGCAGUGCAGGGAGACAAGUUUAAGAGCAACCUCGCUGCAGACUGGGCUGGUGAGAGGCAGAAUGUCUCUAUCUGAUCCAACACGUUAACUUCAGAAGUUUUGCCACGGGCAAAAAAAUCCAUGUGAUUGCAAACAGAAAGCAUCUUGUGUUUCCCCACCCAUAAACUCUUAUUGUAAAGCAGGUGUCUGAGUCUGGCUUGGAGCCUACCUUGCUUUAGGUGCCGACUCUGCAAUUUGGGCUUGGGUGGAAAUCCCACCACAGAUGACUGUUUUGACCUUUUUUAGGGAUAAUUGUGUUUCAUCUUCCCAACCUGAAGCUGUUCUACUUUGGCUAGUAAUUAGCAAUCAUUACUGAGAGCUCUUCAUUUACCGUCUUGGUUUAUUUCUCUCUUCAGCCCAGUGGGGACCUUCCCCAUAGAUGUAAGCAACAGGAACCCUGAAGGCCAUCACUUCA